GAUUUAAUCCACUAGUCUUCUUUAGCCUAAAUCUAUCUCAAAGACUUGUCUUUUUCUUGUUUUUUUUUAAUUUUUUGUUGUUUUUGUUUGAUUUGAUCUUCUCAUUACUCCCUACUGAUUCAAUAUGUCCAAAAUUUUUACUUUUGAAGAAAUAGAAGCCCACAACACCAGAGAUGACUUGUGGAUGGUCAUCGAAGGCAAAGUCUACGAUUGCACUUCUUUCUUAGAUGAACAUCCAGGUGGUGAAGAAGUUAUGAUUGAUUGUGGUGGAAUCGAUGCCACUGGUCCAUUUGAUGAUAUCGGCCAUUCUGAAGAUGCAAGAGAAAUGUUGGAACCUUUGUUAAUUGGCAUUAUAGAUCCAACUUCUGUUGCAAAAAACUCAUCUGCUGCUGCUUCUAGUUCUUCUGGACAAGCUUCUCCUGUACCUAUGAUCUUUGCUGUAUUGGCUGCUAUUAGUGCUGCUGGUUAUUAUUUUUUGGUUUUUAAAAAAUAGAUUUAAAAUCAAGUCGAAUUAAACUAAAAUAAAUUAAAAUAAUCAAGAGCAAAACAAAAAAUUCCAAUUCCAAUUCCAAUUCAAUAUUAUUCGAUUAUUAUCUUCAUAUUCUUUUCUAAAUCUUUGUGUCGUGUUGUGUUGUGUUGUUUUUUUUCUUUUUUUUCUUUUCU
Ascoidea rubescens DSM 1968 is the source of this 663-nucleotide messenger RNA. RefSeq names its product Cyb5p (gene CYB5). The annotation marks the transcript as partial. The transcript has a single exon. Lineage: Eukaryota; Fungi; Ascomycota; Saccharomycetes; Ascoideales; Ascoideaceae. The record is from RefSeq and is a predicted model, not a curated record. Gene Ontology annotation, cellular component: intracellular membrane-bounded organelle; membrane. Gene Ontology annotation, molecular function: heme binding.